Messenger RNA from Spinacia oleracea (spinach), 2573 nucleotides. RefSeq names its product regulator of nonsense transcripts UPF3. Bases 353 to 1861 code for a protein of 502 amino acids. Gene Ontology annotation, cellular component: nucleolus; cytoplasm. Gene Ontology annotation, biological process: nuclear-transcribed mRNA catabolic process, nonsense-mediated decay; positive regulation of translation. NCBI's taxonomy places the organism in Eukaryota, Viridiplantae, Streptophyta, Magnoliopsida, Caryophyllales, Amaranthaceae. The record is from RefSeq and is a predicted model, not a curated record. The transcript is spliced from 13 exons. Gene Ontology annotation, molecular function: mRNA binding.
CGUAAGAAUAUGGUACGACGAUGAUGAUGAAAAUGAAAAUUGCAAGUCUCUCUCCUCUUCCCCUUUUCCGACAUUAACACAAAAAAUACAGGUAGAAAAUAAAGAGAGAGAAACCGAGAAAGGAUCGUUAUUCGUUCUUAAACCAAUUUCUUUUCCCCCAAAUUUCACUCCAUUAGGGCACUAAAAUCUCCCACGAAUGACGAAAACCCUUCGAUUUUCCCAUCAAUUUAUCGUCCACGCAUUCCCCUGAACAUUCAAGGAAUUCAAUCGUCUUUCGAUCGCGUUGCGAAAAUUGAGAAAUAGGGUUUUUGAUUAUUUGGAAUUGGGUAUUCAUAGGGGUUUUGGAAGUCAGAUGAAGGAGCCGCUUAAUCGAACCAAAGUAGUGGUAAGGCACUUGCCUCCGUCUCUUUCACACUCGUCUUUCUUCGAGCAAAUCGAUGGCCGUUUCUCUUCUCGUUAUAAUUGGUCCUCUUUUCGCCCUGGCAAGUCUAGUCACAAGAACCAGAGAUAUGCUCGGGCCUAUUUGAGUUUUAACAGUCAUGAUGAUGUUUGCGAGUUUGCAGAGUUCUUUAACGGCCAUGUUUUUGUCAAUGAAAAGGGGACUCAAUAUAAAGCUAUAGUUGAGUAUGCUCCUUCUCAACGUGUUCCAAAGCCUAAUGCCAAGAAAGAUGGUCGAGAGGGGACAAUUUACAAAGAUCCAGAGUUCUUGGAGUUCCUUGAGCAGAUUUCAAAACCAGUUGAGAAUCUUCCUAGUGCUGAUAUACAACUGGAAAGAAGAGAAGCAGAACGAGCUGGCGUUCAAGAAGCACCUAUUGUUACACCGCUGAUGGAAUAUGUGCGGAAGAGGAGAGCUUCCAGGAAUGGAAAUCAGCAUCUAGGGUCAGAUGGCAAGGGUCGUGGACGGUCUGGGUUAGCACCCCCAGGGAGGUCUCGAUCAAGCAAGCAAAGCUCUGAGAAGACAAAGUAUAUCUUGAAAAAUAAAGGGAAGAGCACAAAUGGAAAAGACAAAUCAACAUAUAUUAUUGUGUCUCAGAGGGAGAACGAAUUGGAUGCUUCCAGCAAGAAAGGAGCAGCAGAAUAUGAAACCGGAAGUGGUUCUCAUGAGAUUAUAAGGAAAAAGAUUCUCCUUUUGAAAGGGAAAGAGCAAGAGAUUUCUCAGGUGUCUGAAGGUACUACCCUACCCAAGGUUGUUACUACUGAAGCUUCGUCGCCUUCAGUUGGUUUGAAAUUGAAUCAGAGGCCUGAUGCUAGUGGAAGAAUUAUUAGGAGCAUAUUAUUAAACAAGGAACUUCGUCCAACUCAGUCAUCCUCAUUAGUCCUGGCAGAACAAAAAUUGCAGGGCUCAAAUACUGAGAGGAGCAAGCGCCCACCACGACCAUCCAAUAUGAAAUCAGGAAUGUCAGCCUCCAUUGGUGAACAGUCUCCUUCGGGUUUAGACUAUGAGGGAAAGAGGUCCGUGGAGGAUAAAUUUCUAGGAAGUGAAUCCCAUGGUUUUUCUUCUGGCCGUGAGAAGCAAGACAGACGCACAAGAAGUAGGGAGAGACUAGAUCGUGGUGUUUGGACUCCUCGUCGUUCUGAAUCAUCUAUUUCUGGCAACGAGAAUCAAAAUAAUAGUUCAGAUUCUUAUGAAGCCAAACGCGGAGAUUUGAAAUAUGAUGCAUCUGUCCGCAACAUAGAAGGCAUAAUCCCUGCAGGUGGUCGCACUAGCUCUUAUACAGAAAAUGGCUCCCAUAGGAAUUUUGCUCGCCGUGCUCCUACACAUAGCGCUAAGGAUGAUGGCCCUUCCAAACGUGGAGGGGGGGUUGGUCAUGGUCCCCACGAGAAGCAAGUGUGGGUCCAGAAGUCAGCCUCAGGUUCUUAAACAUGUCUUCGCAUGAGUUCUCUCCUGUCAAAAACUUUGGACGAUGGUGAAUGAGGUUUUGCUGGAAUAGAUUGUCAACUUUUGUGAAUACUAUCUGGCUAGCUGUGGACUGGAUGGCAUUUUGGAUGUCAGAGCAGUGUUUAUUAAUCACCGGAAGAGGGUAACUUUUUGAAGAGGGCUUCGGCUGUAUUGGAUAUUUGCACAGGAGGGGCUAAUUGCAGCAGCUCGAGCAUUCGUUCCUUGCGAUAGAAGAGAUGACCAAAAUCGAAUAUUAAUGUCGGUUGUUCUAGUUGGCGGCCUGGCCUCUCUUGCAGGUUGUUUCUGCUAGUGUGGAGAAACUCCAGAUAUGGUGUUCAACUGCUAUCGUGAAUUCGUGACGCCUGCUCGGAUUGUAUAGAGCAUGGGGUCUUGACGGGUAAAGAUUGACUGAUUAAUAUUAUACUGUAUAUAUUCUCUGGCAUCCCCAGCCCAGCCCAGCAUUAAGUAAGUUGUGCAGCAUAUGGUGUUUAUUUUUUUACUGUUGGCGACUUUAAACCUGUAUUUACUUACGCCUUUGGGUUGCUUAACUUUUCCACAUAGCUGCUAAAGUUGGUUUACUCACUGAUUUGUGGAUAUUGGAUGUUAGUAUAGUUAUGUUUGUUUUGACAAAGCAGCUAUAUAGUUGAAUGAAAUACAGGGUUUUCUUUUAUAAAAUAACAGGUUGCUAGUAUAA